Messenger RNA from Caenorhabditis remanei, 900 nucleotides. RefSeq lists its product as uncharacterized. The coding region runs from base 1 to 900 and encodes 299 amino acids. The transcript is spliced from 3 exons. Lineage: Eukaryota; Metazoa; Nematoda; Chromadorea; Rhabditida; Rhabditidae. The record is from RefSeq and is a predicted model, not a curated record.
AUGAAAACAUCCUGGUUCUUCGAGCAUUCUGAUGAAUUGCGAUGUCUAACCGUCCUAGAAGAAGAAGCUGUACAAAGAAGUAUGAAAUCCUUAGAGUCUGGAGAUAUUCCAUUGAAUUACAAAAGAAAAUACAUAGAACUGACGGAUGUCACUUAUUUCAAAUGGUCCAAGGAUUAUGAAUCCAAAGAAGUAUUAAGUGUUAAACGGCUUCCGGAGAAAAUCACAGUGAAUGAGGCGAUGAAAAAACUGGCUUGUUAUUUACUCGGACAGCGGGAAAAUAUAACAGUUAGGGUGGUGAAUGUAAUGAAUUCUCGACAGACUGUUCUCCUACUGCCACCAAACCUGAAACUUCGAACUCGAAGAAUAGGUGUUGCAAGAAACGAUAUAAAACUUCUGAGUAAAAUUCUGGACAUUCCAUCUUGCUUACCAAUGGGAAGCAUCCUAACUUCAGCAUGGAAAGAAACAUACUUUGAUGAUCCAUUGAUUCAAUCAUCUGCUGAACUACGUCUAGCUUUUCGAAAUUCUGCGUAUUGGCUUCCUGUUCUAAUGAGAGUUCAGAAUAAGACUAAUAUGAUAGACAAUCGGAGAGAAGUUUGGACCUCUGUGACAUUAGACUGUCCUGGAGAACGAUUUUUGAAUAGAUUGGUGAGAAAAGUCAAGGAGAGGUUUGAAGGAAUUUUUGUCACUUUCAAAGAAACACAAAAAAGUGUGGUCGUUGUUUCCGAAAUUGUAUCGAUUCCUUUGGAUUCCGACACAGAGUUCAUUGUCUAUGGAUUCAAGAAUACUUGUAGUGAUAAGAAGAUCAGCAUUCUGUUGGCAGUGGUCAGAACUGGAAUGGUUGUACCUGUUGAAGAGAAAAAAGAGAAGAAUCGUUCCUUCAGAUUUCCGUGGUUUUCUUAA